Messenger RNA from Thyridium curvatum, 2229 nucleotides. RefSeq lists its product as uncharacterized. Gene Ontology annotation, cellular component: nucleus. NCBI's taxonomy places the organism in Eukaryota, Fungi, Ascomycota, Sordariomycetes, Thyridiales, Thyridiaceae. Gene Ontology annotation, biological process: DNA-templated transcription; positive regulation of transcription from RNA polymerase II promoter by galactose. Gene Ontology annotation, molecular function: zinc ion binding; DNA-binding transcription factor activity, RNA polymerase II-specific; RNA polymerase II cis-regulatory region sequence-specific DNA binding. The record is from RefSeq and is a predicted model, not a curated record. Bases 1 to 2229 code for a protein of 742 amino acids. The transcript has a single exon.
AUGUCUGCAUUGAACAGUAAUCUGGAGCUCUCCGAGCCUAGAGAUCCACUGCGGUAUAGGAAAAAGAGGCGGCAGGUCGCGCGGGCCUGCGAGCAAUGUCGCAGAUACCGCAUCAAAUGCGACGACGAUGCGCCGUGCUUGAAUUGCCGAACCAAUGACAGACAGUGCAGCAGGCUGGCCGACAGCUUGUCGAGCGAGGAAGAGAUAGCCCGCCUGAAGCAAAAGGUGCGCAGCCUGGAGGAAGAGCUCCAACAAGAGCGCAGCAGGAGGAUCGCCGUCGAGCAACAGCAACAACCGACACCAACCUUGGAAUCACCGGCAUCCUCUCCGGCUUCUUCGCAAAACGAGAAUUCGAAUCAUGGUUACAGUCAGAAAAGGUUCUGGGACGGUGUCCAUAUACGCCCGCCGCGCUCUCCACACAGCUCUUGGUUCGGCCCGUCCUCGCUCUACUAUUACAUCUUUCGACUCAAUACCUACCUAAACUCAGCUCUUCAGCAAUACCAGCUAGCCACUGAUAUCCUUCCCGUAUCGGUCAGUAGUGGGGAUAUUGUCGAAAACCCCGUCCGAAAGCCCUCUUCCACGGCUCUGUCUCUGGCCACUGGCUCCGUCGAUGCUUCCGAAGGCGUGUAUCUCAAGCCGGUGCAGGAGGAGUACUUCCUCAGUCUCUUUUGGGAGUCGUACCAUACUUCUCUCUUCGCAGUUCUUGACGAGGCACAGUUCAAGCAGCACUAUCAGUCUCUUUUCGCAUCGAGCACGACCUCUCGCGACCCAUCUGCACUGGUCGAUAUCGUGGUGGCAAUGUGUAUGCAGAACGGCCUGUCGUCUCUCCCGUGUGACCGUCAAGGUAGCAUCGUCGAAGAUAAAGAUCCUACCGUGGCUGGCAGAUGGCAUUAUCGACGCGGCCAACUCUUGCUAGCUUCCGAAUCCGAAAGCCCUACUAUCGCGACCCUGCAGGCGCAUCUGCUACGCGCCACCUUUCUAUGUGGAGGCUCUUUCCACAACAUGGUAGACAGCGCAUGUGCCUCUGCCGUCCGUACCGCGUACAUGCUUGGAUUACAUCAAAACACGCCUCUGAGUAUGCCGGAAGCAGAACAACAGCUACGCCGUCGGCUUUGGUGGGCAGUCUGCGUUCUGGACAGCAAGAUCGGAAUGAAGCUUGGCCGACCAUUCUCCGUCCCAGUCGAGAGUCAUAUCAUGCCCGAACUUCCGAGAGACGAUGCGGCGGCAGCACGAAUGUCCGGCUCCAUGUUUGCACCGAUCGGGCACGACGCCACCUGGUUGAGUUUCAACUUGCAGAAUACCAAGCUCUACAUGGUCGUGCGCGAUGCCUACAGCGCGUUUUACGACAGAGACUUGCGUCUUGGGGGAGGUCAGGCGAUCUGGGAUCACCCCCAGAUCAUGGAAGACCUGGCAGAUAACCUUUUCAACUAUGCAGAGCUUCUCUUCAAGGAGUGGACAGAUAAUGUGCCUCGUGCGCUGACGAUCCCUCGACAGCCGGCCAGCAGGCCCUUUUCCACAGGAGGCUCGACCCUGAUCCUCGAGCAGUACGCCCCUCUGUGGCUCCAGCGCCAGCGCGUUCUCCUCGAACUCACAUAUCACCACCUCUGCACCAACCUGUUCCGCCCUUUCCUCUACUUCGGCCAGACGCCUCAUCCGGCCGAGAGCUGCGCCGAAGCCGGUGCGAUGAAGUGCUGCUCGCACGCGAUGGAAGUCGUCCACAUCACGCACCAAGUGCUCGAGAGCACGGAUAUCCUCAACGGCUGGCACGAGGCGUUCCAGUGGACCUGGGGCGCCGCCCUGACGCUCGUCGGCUUCGCGCUCUUGUACCCGGGAGACCCGCGCGCGGCACAGGCCCGUGCCGCCAUUGAUCAGGCCCUGGCCGUCUUCGACACCUUUGGAGCGAGCUUUGCCACAGCAGCCAGCGCAGCCACCAUCAUGCGGAGUCAUUGUGCCAAGGUGGACUACCUCGUCUCGAAGUGGUGGUUCGAAAGGUCGAAUAUUGGCAGCGCGUCGGGUGGUUCCGAGGAGGUUGCAGUGGCGAUGAACAGCGUGUGGCCGACAUUGAGCCUCGAGAUGCCAUUGGAUGAUGCAUUCCAGACGAGUGGUUUGUCGGGUAUUGGUGGACUGGACACUCUGGGGACGGAUGGCUCUCUGUUGGAUGCGACUUUGGGCGUGGACUUUUGGGCUGAUCUCGACAUGCUGUGGCCAGAAUUGGGAAAUGUAUCUUGA